Centruroides sculpturatus (bark scorpion) is the source of this 803-nucleotide messenger RNA. RefSeq lists its product as uncharacterized. Lineage: Eukaryota; Metazoa; Arthropoda; Arachnida; Scorpiones; Buthidae. The transcript is spliced from 5 exons. The record is from RefSeq and is a predicted model, not a curated record. The coding region runs from base 261 to 794 and encodes 177 amino acids.
AUUGAGCUCCAGCAGACACAGUGAGAGAGAAUGCUGUUGUCCACGGCGAAUCGCUAGUUAUCAUAAACAUGUCCAGUUGAUGGCUCAUGAGGAUGUGGAUAGGGCCUACAAAACAUUUUGACGGAUGCCAACAGCUUAAAGGACGCAAAAUUAUUUAUUAAAAUGUCCUUCUACGGUACUUCAGCAAAUCUAAUCUUGCCAUAACUUCUAGGUAGGCAAAUCAAAAGCCGCACCGGUAUACGACAAUUAGUUUCUGAAGAAUGAUUCCGAUGAGAAAUAAGGAAAAGUCUGAUGUGUCAGACACAAUGAUAUCUCCUUACUUCAUCCUCUUCUUUUUGAUUAAUAUCUUACCCUCACGUUGUUCUAAAAGCGAAGAAGAAACAUAUGUAAUAAUACAAAUUCCAUAUCGUAUGUUAAAACGACUGAAUAGUAAAUCAAUUACAAUACAAGUUCCAGAUACACCAAAAAACUCUCCUGAAGAACCUUCAAAAGGAGCAUCGAGUAGUGACUAUAGUUUGUUAAAAAAUAAAGAAAAUCACCAAGAAGAAAAAGAGACUGAAGCUGAACCUGAUGAUAAAAAAACGAACAAGCAUUUCAGCUAUCUGAAUGUAUACGGACCAGAGGUUUACGAGUUUGGUUACCGUCAAGGAAAUUCGGGUCAUUUUAUGGAAAGAAAAGAAGCACGAAAGGGUCCAACAUCACGUGUAGCUGUCAGAUGGGGAGAUCAUAAAUCUGGUUAUGGUGAACAUUAUUGGGACUUUAAUCAUGGAGAGAAAGAAAACAAAGACGACUAAAGAAGAGAU